Messenger RNA from Dovyalis caffra, 1125 nucleotides. The record is from the annotation of a GenBank genome assembly. Lineage: Eukaryota; Viridiplantae; Streptophyta; Magnoliopsida; Malpighiales; Salicaceae.
AUGGCUACUCACUUACCUGAUGAUUUCAAGUGUCCAAUUUCGCUUGAAAUCAUGUCCGACCCGGUUAUUCUCUCUACGGGUCAUACCUUUGACCGCUCCUCAAUUCAACGGUGGCUGGACUCCGGCCACCGUACUUGUCCAAUUACCAAACUCCCCUUGCCUCAACACCCUUGUCUCAUUCCCAACCACGCCUUGAGAAGCCUGAUUUCCAGCUUUACCGUCCCAAAAUUGCAGCCAGACCCGAACCCGUACCGGAACCCCAACCCAAACCCAUCGAAGAAAUACCAAACCCAGCUCUUAAUCUCCACUCUCGUAUCCCCAUCUUCGACUCUGGAGUCCAAGCUUCAUUCGCUGAGUCAAGUCACUAGACUCACAAAGCUCGACCCCGGUCUCCGACGCCAACUCACCGAGUCUGGCGCCGUCUCAGCGGUUCUAAACUGUGUCAACUCGACCGAGUGCGAAAUCCAAGAGAAAGCGCUGGCCUUCCUCCUUAAUCUCUCUCUUGAUGAUGAUAACAAGGUGGGCCUUGUAGCAGAAGGUGUAAUUGGUCUGGUCAUAAAUGUUAUCCGGGUCGGGUCGUCAAGUUCCCGGGCCAUUGGUUGCACAAUUUUGACAAGCUUGGCUGUUGUAGAAGUAAACAAAGCCACAAUCGGAGCAUACCCGAAUGCGAUAAAAUCGCUUAUUUGGGUUCUUUAUAACGGAAAAGGGCGUGAAGUGAGGGAAGCAGCCACUGCAUUGUAUGCAAUUUGUUCAUUUGUUGAUAAUAGAAAGCGUGCUGUGGAGUGUGGAGCUGUUCCAAUUUUGACGAAAAUUGGUGGGAUGGGGCUUGAAAGAGCGGUGGAAGUGCUGAGUUUGUUGGUCAAAUGUAAGGAAGGGAGGGAGGAAAUGAGGAAGGUUAAUGGGUGUUUGAAGCUUUUGGUUAAGGUUAUUAGGAAUGGGAGCGAAAGAGGGGUGCAAUGUGCGCUUUUUACCUUGAAUUGUUUGUGUUGUUUCGCCGAGGAAAUACGCAUUGAGGCAGAAAAAGAUGGGGUUUUGGAGAUUUGUGUUGGUUUUUUGGAUGAUGAUAAUGAAAAAAUUAGAAGGAAUGCGUCGAGUUUGGUGCAAACUUUAAGUGGUAGGGGGUAG